This is a messenger RNA of Baudoinia panamericana UAMH 10762, 441 nucleotides long. RefSeq lists its product as uncharacterized. The record is from RefSeq and is a predicted model, not a curated record. NCBI's taxonomy places the organism in Eukaryota, Fungi, Ascomycota, Dothideomycetes, Mycosphaerellales, Teratosphaeriaceae. The coding region runs from base 87 to 263 and encodes 58 amino acids. The transcript has a single exon.
CCGUGGAGGGUGCCAAAGCUAGCUCUCAUCCACAAUCUUGAGAAUUGUAACUGCCGGAUCCAGCGUGUACGAGCAUUCUAUGGCCCAUGUCAUCCUUUCGGAUCGUGAAAUUCAUUGCCUACAGCUAUGCGCAAUGGUCCGACGCUCGAUGUGCCAUCUUGCUAGUCGUGCGUAACAUUGCUCUGUACGAUCAGGCUAGAGUUGUUGCAGCGAUGUUCGUCACUACGGUACCACUCCCGCUAUCGCACUCAUGUAGCAAGUAAACGGGAUUGCGCAACAUCGUGUUACAUUGUCUGUGAUGUUUGUAAAGUACAGUUGCGAGCCGCGACGAGGUGUCGCUGACACCUCGAUGUGGAAAAUGGGGCGAUUGGCGCGUGUAACUGUCUUUGUCAGCCGGACUCCCAGCCUUACGCUGAACCAGGCCGGAGCUUUCGCGCAAAG